UCGUGAACAAACCGUGAGUGCAGCCCGUCUCUUCCUCCACUCUGAGGAGGAGGAGAAAGAAGGAACUUCGGGAUCGCCCCAGAUGGAAUGUGCGUCGUCGUGAACACAAAAACAUCGCUACGAUCAUUUCGCUUCUCGACACAAGAUGAAUAUUGAUGUCGAGACUCGGUGGACAGAGCGACUGCCACCAGAAGUCUGGCAAAUCGUUCUUCACUUUACAUCCUCGGAAACGAUUCGAGACUGCCUAGGCGUCUCCAGGCUGUUUCACGAUAUAGCAGCUCGCAAGAUCUUCUCGUCACUCCGUAUCCGGUUUGGGUCUUGGGAGGUCGCCUAUGAGCUCACGGACAAACCCCCAGAAGAUAACGAAUGCAGGACGUGUUGUGUGCUCCUUCGCAUCCUCACCGACCCCGUCUUCGCGUCGUACGUCAAACAUCUAGACAUCCUCGCCUUCGCGGACAAACUCGCGCCUUUUGAGAUGUGUAGCCUUACGAAGGCCAUCGGCGCCAUGUACAACUUGCGCACGUUCAGAUGGCACACCGUUAGCGGGACGUUCACGAUGCCAAGCAACGAGCUUCUGGGAACACUGGCCUCGACUUGCGGUCGUCUUCGCGGAUGCUCUCUUCCUUUCAGCAUCCAGUGUUUGGAUGCACUACGAAGCCUCAAGCGAUUGCCAGUCACGAACUUCUCAAUGGAACUGGUGCACCCGGAUACUCCAGGAGCGGAAUUUGAGUCGCUCGACGCUUAUCGCACGUCCCUUGCAUCGCUGUUCGAAGCAUACCAAGGAUCCCUCACUUGGCUCUCCGCGCCGAGCCAGGUGAUCUGGGGAUGCCCGGUAUAUAUUAUGCAGGGUUUGACGCAUUUAUCAAUCCACCAUGUCGAGCAUCUCAGCAACAUUACUCUCCUCUUCCGUCAUUGUAUCCGGCUCGAAUCUUUAGACAUUCAGUAUCCCGACGAACCACCGACGACUCUCUUUGCCGCUUUGGCAGCAAAUCCUGCUGCGCUCCCUCACCUAACGCACCUUAAGAUCCGCCUGCACCCUGGCAUAAAUCAGUCGGGACUGGACGCGUUGGCUGCAUUCAUUCGGUCGAAGAAGAACUUGCGGUGCUUAGACUUCAGCGACCGGGGCAGCACCAUCCCGGAGCUCGCUUCUAUGCUGUCGGCCAUCGAGUCGUCAUCGGGCCUGGAAGUUCUCGGUAUCGACGUUUAUUUCGAUACCCUCGGACUCAACGACUUGGCCAUUCUGCGACGUACGAUUCCCAAGACCGUCACGGCUUUACGUCUCCGGCUUCUGUACUCUCCGUUUGAUAUGGACGAACCGCCAGAAGAGAACAUCCCGUGGAUCGAAUUGUGGGCGGGCCUCCCAAGGCUCGCUUUCGCCCACGUCGAGGACAACGAAGCUGAUCCGACCGUGUGGUACGAUGACCUUGCUGAGGCUGUCAAGUCUCUGAAGCUUUUAGCCCGUCGCGCGAGCUUCCACGAGGUGGAACGUAUCGACGGAAAUUUCACACUCGGCGACUCCUGGUCUCAUACGAAGGUCCAGUUCCGAACGGUCGAGGACUUCGGAUGCGAAGACUGGGAGUGGUUGAUGCGGGGUCAUGUGCUGCUGGACGAUCUUGAUUACUGAGCGGGGGGGAUGUCAAGAAUACACGUGCGGCGUAAAGGGAGCCCACCGAACAUCGUUUCCGACGUGAGUCACUUUCUCACCGACCGGAGCCAACUGACGAACUGCGAUUCCCUAGUCGUCAACUGGAGGACCGUAUUACGUGGCUCUCCCCUGUACGGUCUGAUUCGUGCUGUUCUUCCCUACGGGAUCGUCUCUUCAAGGUGUUGGCGCGUAGUGCUGCAUGUAUAGAAUUCGUCCGAUAUACAAAUGCAUAGUCUACCAACAAGCCAAUGGGAUGCGAUUGCCAACUGGUGA
This is a messenger RNA of Rhodofomes roseus, 1918 nucleotides long. RefSeq lists its product as uncharacterized. Bases 146 to 1624 code for a protein of 492 amino acids. The record is from RefSeq and is a predicted model, not a curated record. The transcript is spliced from 5 exons. Lineage: Eukaryota; Fungi; Basidiomycota; Agaricomycetes; Polyporales; Fomitopsidaceae.